Closterium sp. NIES-65 is the source of this 2115-nucleotide messenger RNA. The record is from the annotation of a GenBank genome assembly. NCBI's taxonomy places the organism in Eukaryota, Viridiplantae, Streptophyta, Zygnematophyceae, Desmidiales, Closteriaceae.
AUGUCGAGAUCGCUAAUGCCGCUGCGCACGCGGGAAAGAAGAGCCCGACCGGCACCGGCAAUGCUCUUGCCGUUCCCGGGAGCGUGGUUCAGCGUGCGGCUGAAAGUGACGAGGAAAUCCGCCAUGGAUGGGCCGCAGGGGAGCACAGGGGUAGCGGGAGCAUUUGCCGCCUCGGGCCGGUUGACAGCUGCAGGUGCAGCCUCGGCCCUGAUCGAGGGAAGUGCACGUGCGCUGAGGGUUCUACGUGUUAGUUGGGAGGGGGACGAUGAUGUGAACAGGCCCUUGGAGAGACCGGCGGAGGACAGGACAGCAGCCUGGUUGCAUGAGAGGGCCAUUGCUAUUGCAAACCCGUUCUUCCUUCUCACCCCCUCACCGUUCCCCUUUUCUCCAUCCCAUCCCCCUACCCAUCCCCUACCCAUCCCCCUACCCAUCCCCCUACCCAUCCCCCUACCCAUCCCCCUACCCAUCCCCCUACCCAUCCCCCUACCCAUCCCCCUACCCAUCCCCCUACCCAUCCCCCUACCCAUCCCCCUACCCAUCCCCUACCCAUCCCCUUACCCAUCCCCUUACCCAUCCCCCUACCCAUCCCCCUACCCAUCCCCUACCCAUCCCUCUACCCAUCCCCUUAUCCAUCCCCCUACCCAUCCCCCUACCCAUCCCCUUACCCAUCCCCCUACCCAUCCCCCUACCCAUCCCCCUACCCAUCCCCUUACCCAUCCCCCCUACCCAUCCCCUUACCCAUCCCCCCUACCCAUCCCUUUACCCAUCCCCUUAACCAUCCUCCUACCCAUCCCCCUACCCAUCCCCUUACCCAUCCCCCUACCCAUCCCCCUACCCAUCCCUUACCCAUCCCCCUACCCAUCCCCCUACCCAUCCCCCUACCCAUCCCCUUACCCAUCCCCCCUACCCAUCCCCUUGCCCAUCCCCCUACCCAUCCCCCUACCCAUCCCCCUACCCAUCCCCUACCCAUCCCCCUACCCAUCCCCUACCCAUCCCCCUACCCAUCCCCCUACCCAUCCCCCUACCCAUCCCCCUACCCAUCCCCCUACCCAUCCCCCUACCCAUCCCCUUACCCAUCCCCCCUACCCAUCCCCUUACCCAUCCCCCUACCCAUCCCCCUACCCAUCCCCCUUCCCAUCCCCUACCCAUCCCCCUACCCAUCCCCCUACCCAUCCCUCUACCCAUCCCCCUACCCAUCCCCCUACCCAUCCCCUUAACCCAUCCCCCUACCCAUCCCCCUACCCAUCCCCAUACCCAUCCCCUUACCCAUUCCCCUACCCAUCCCCUUACCCAUCCCCCUACCCAUCCCUCUACCCAUCCCCUUACCCAUCCCCCUACCCAUACCCCUACCCAUCCCCCUACCCAUCCCCCUACCCAUCCCCUUACCCAUCCCCCUACCCAUCCCCUUGCCCAUCCCCUUACCCAUCCCCUACCCAUCCCCCUACCCAUCCCCUUACCCAUCCCCCUACCCAUCCCCUUACCCAUCCCCCUAACCCCCAUGCCUCCCCCUGGCUUCCCCUUUACUCCACCCCGGUCCUCCUCCUUUAUUUGCUUUUGCAAUAUGGAGAAUGUGUGAAGAGGGAAGGGGAUGGCAGUGGGUGCUGCCAACAUGCUACCGGAAGUGCUGAGGAAGCAGCUAGAGGGCAUGCAGCGAGGCGUGUACUUUGGGUGCUGUUAGCCAACAUGCUACCGGAAGUGCUGAGGGAGCAGCUAGAGGGCAUGCAGCGAGGCGUGUACUUUGGGUGGGCCAGACUGCCACACCUGGAGGGUGAAGGGACAACACACAGGGGAGCAGGUGGCGAGGGAGAGGUUGGUGGGGGAGAGGAGGGCACGGGAAGGCCUCGGGUGUUCAAGAUGGUGCUGAAUGUCGGCAGGCGUCCCACGUUUGUUGACGGAGAUGACGUCACCGUGGAGGUGCACAUUCUAUCCUCGUUUGAGGAUGAUUUCUAUGGCGAGGAGCUGCAGGUGGUUGUGCUGGGCUACAUCCGCCCAGAAAGAAAGUUUUCCUCUCUCGAUGACUUAGUAUCGCAGAUCAAAUCAGACAUUGCAGUUGCCACCGAACAGUUGGAUACAGCGGUGUUUGCACCAUAUGCAAGAGACCUCGUCUUUGCAUAG